GUUGAAUAAAAACGUUAUGAAAUUAGGUGGUGGAGUGUCGUAUGUAAUUGCUAGACUCAAAUAGGAAGGUGUAGUGUUUUUAGAAAAUAGUUGUAGUGUUUUUAGACGUACUGGAUAAAUGUAUCGUAGCUGUUUUUUUAAAUUAAACGUUAACCAUUAUUGAGUUAAACCGUAUCCAAAACCGGUCUACAUAGUAUGCGGUGCAAGCAGUAUGCUUAUGUACGAAUACCUGUUAUCAUUGAUCUCAAUAGUGCAACCUUGAAAUUUUGCGAUUUGAGGUUUUCGCACUUCGUAACUCGGUUCGAAAGUCUCGUGAGGUAUUCAUAUUACAUACCUCACUUAGUCAUUGUAGUACCUUUUCAUGUACUAGUCUUUUUGAUGCUGCUAGCCAAGUCAUUCCUACGGCUCUUCGCUCUUCAAAAAAUUAUAUCAGAUAAGAUCUACGGCAAAUUUAGUACAAUGGUUUCACACAACUAUGAACAUCGCGAUGGCUUAAGUGUAGGUAGAUACUCACUUCCCUCAUCUCAACACCACGGACAACCAAUGCAACGCCCCAGCCGCCAAUGGGUCAGUACCAGACAGUCUCUCUUCGUCUUGUUCAUCACCUUGACCUGCUUUACCCCCUUUUCUUCCUUCCUCACCCUGGGAGCGGAGCGAGAAUCAACUGUUAAGUAACAGCAUUGAUAUCAUGACUACCUGGGCGGUUCGUCAAGCUGUCUUCAAUAGCCAAACCCGACAUAUCCUUAUACAUUGCAACCCUCCACC
This is a messenger RNA of Hypoxylon fragiforme, 765 nucleotides long. RefSeq lists its product as uncharacterized. NCBI's taxonomy places the organism in Eukaryota, Fungi, Ascomycota, Sordariomycetes, Xylariales, Hypoxylaceae. The transcript has a single exon. Bases 196 to 675 code for a protein of 159 amino acids. The record is from RefSeq and is a predicted model, not a curated record.